Molecule: messenger RNA, 5520 nt
Organism: Struthio camelus australis
Lineage: Eukaryota; Metazoa; Chordata; Aves; Struthioniformes; Struthionidae
Source: RefSeq, a predicted model, not a curated record
CCUGUGUGCUCAGUUCUGUAUUUCAAAAUGGCAAAACAAAUUAUUUACGAGAAGAAACUAAUACUUGAUAGCAAACACUUCUGCUUCACUACUGUGAGAAGUCACAGCCUGUGAUCUGAAGCGUAAAUGCUCUUUGAGGCCCAAAGACAUGUAUGUACCCAUAGUAAGAAACAACAGUGCCCUAUACUUCUUGACAAACUGUGGAGGUCCUGAAGACCGGUGUUGUAUCUCUUCUUCUAGUUAAUUUUUGGGAAACUUGAGGCUUUGUGGAACAGGAUUCUGUCUAAUUAUAAAGCAGAAAAUCCAGUUAAAGUGUUUAAUUAAGCCAUAUUAGAAAUUUAUGAAUACAGUUCUAUUUUAUAAUUGCUUCCUUCUGUGUUAACUUCAGGUUAUUAAAGAUAAUCUGUGGCUUCCAGAAGGGAUUGAAUGUCUGGGAAUGACAGGGUGGUUGCCUCCAGCCCGGGAUGCCCGCGACCAGCUGUUGGCUUCGGCAGCCUCGGGUGAUCAGUGGAGCCAUUCGCUGUUUGCCUUGAUACCCUCGUGGACAAAGAAGAUCUUGUUCAAACGAGAGUCUUCUGUUAACCACCAGCUGCCUGAAGAUGUGUCCAGAACUGCAGUAUCUUCAGGAUUUGGAGUAACCCUUCAGAAAUGUGCUGUGGUGGAUGUUCAGCGUGACCCCCAGACUGCACAUGUUAGACUUCUAAUUAAUAACACCAACAUGCUGCUUUCAGCAAACAUUACAGAUCUCGUUCUGCUAGACAAUAUUACUGGCCUACGUAUUCCAAAAAACAGUGGUAAUAGGACAACAGAUGGUAUCCAGAUUUACAGGAAAAGAUUCUUGCAAGUUGGAGAAUACUUUGCAAUCAACUACACUGCACUUCUUGAUGGGGAAAAAAUGUGGAACGGCAGGGUCUUGACACUGCCUGCUAAGCUAACUUUCAGGAGUUCAUCACUGAACAAAACACAUCUCAUAUCAUUGACAACAUCAUUCACCAUAACUGAAGAAGAAAAGACCAAGAUUUCAUACAGCCAUGGCAUUCAUGCUGCAGGGUUCUUCAUUGCUUUUCUUGUUUCCCUUGUAUUAACGUGCGUUGUUUUUUGUGUUGUUUACCGAACCCAAAUAUUAAAAUGGAGCUUCCGUAGUAAAAACCAGGAGCUACGGCAUGAACUCAGUCAAAAUCACAAACUGGAACACUUUCAGUUUAAUUCAGGUGAUCUCUUUAGUGAAGAUAUAAUUAUGAAUGACCAAUUCAUCGAUAUACUAUAUUUUGAAGAAUCUGGGAACAUGCUUCGGGCUUUAGAAGACUUGGAAGUCACCAGCCUGACUCGGGCAGACGCUGAUUUGGAGGCAUAUCGAAUGCAGAUGUGCAAAGAAGUGAUUGCUAUGAUGAUGAAGAACAUGGUUUUCAGUCACAGCCUCUUUCCUCAUGUGGAGAAGAGGAUGAGUUCAAUUUUUAAAAAGCAGUUUCUUGCCAUGGAGAAAGAGAUUCAGGAAGAGUAUGAAAGAAAGAUGGUGGCUUUAACAGCUGAAUGUAAUUUGGAAACUAGGAAGAAAAUGGAGGCUCAGCACCAAAAAGAAAGAGCUGCAAACGAGGAGGCUGAAGAAUUAAUGAAGAAAGUGAACGAAAAGCCUGCUGUAGAAUACAGAAGUCUUCUGGAUAGACUUCACGGCCUGGAGCAGGACCAUUUGAAGAGGUUUCUUCUGGUAAAGCAGGAGGAAUAUUUUGCAAAGGCUUAUAGACAGCUGGCUAUUUCCAGGAGAAAGGAGCUGCAUAACAUCUUUUUUACACAGAUAGCAAAUGCCAUUUUCAAGGGAGAACUGAAGUUAGAAGCAGCUAAAAUACUAGUGCAAGAUUACUCUAAAAUACAGGGAGACAUUGAAGAGCUAAUGGAUUUUUUGCAAGCCAGCAAGAAAUAUCAUCUGAACAGAAGAUUUGCUUUCAGGGAGUAUCUUAUAAAUAAGAUACAGUUAUGUGAUUCUCGAGCCUCUGCUAUUGUAAAUGCAGCAGCAAGCCAGAUACCAAGUCUCAUUAGUAAGAUGGAAAGGGCAGGUCAUCUGUCUGAAAGUCAUUUGAGAAUGCUGCUGGAGCAAGCUCAGGCUGAAAUUAAUUCUGUUAAACAGAAAUUUGAUCAUGAUUUAAAACAAGAAAAGCAAAAGCUUCACCAGAAACUCAUUAUCAAGCGAAGACGAGAAAUGUUGCAAAAGAAAGAACAUCGAAAGGAGCAGCUGUCACUAGGAGACACCUUCAAAACAACUCAGGAGGUCAGUCACUACAUCAGCCACUGGAAAAGUCUUCUGAGUGAUCAUGCUGUUGAAGUUGAAGAACUUACUGAGAAGCUUGAUAAUGAAGCCAGUGAAGAGCUCAGAGAGCUUACAUUUAGUCUAAUGGAGAAAACCAUUGAGGAGCUUAAACGUGUUCAGUAUGGAGUAUUUGUGCAAGAACUGUUAAAGCUCAAUGUGUUGCGGAUGUUCCUGCUAGAAGUUGUGGAGGAGCAUAAAAAGGAGAUGGCUGUUAAACGUGAACAACUUGAAAGAGAAGAACGUGACAAGAGCAUGGCCAUUGAAGACUUGCUUCCCCUCACCAGGCAAAAGCUAAGUGAAGAACUGGAAAAGAGUCUUUCAGAACAAAAAAAAAUAAGGACCUGGGAACAAUUAGUAUUCAUGCAGCUGCAAAGUUUACCCCUGUCGUUAUCUGAAGAGGAAUUGCUUAAAAUAAGGCAAGAGUUCCACUGCUGCUUUUCCCAAAUGGACGGCAGCUUGGCUCUGCCCAGAAUAAGAGGGAGAACUUUGCUCCAGGCUUUCGAGUCGGCAUGGAGGGAAGCAGAGCUGCUGAAAGUGGACCAGCGUUUAGCGAUGCCCAGCAAACAGCAACAUUCCAAAAUGAAAAAACCAGGAUCCAGGAAUAGAAAUAAGAUAGAUAUUCUGAAGAAAUCUUUAGAGGAAAAAAUUUUCAUUUAUGAAAACUCGGUGAGAGAAGAAAAUUUGAAUAAGGUUAAGUACGAAUUGCUGCUUGAGAAACAGAGUCAGCUGCGUGAUCUAGAGAAUAAACUUGGAGAGUAUAUUGCUUCUUUACAAUUUCAAAAGACUGUUAAAAAAUCCAAAAUGUUGGAGUUGUAUACUGCUAUCAUAAGCAUUCAAGCUUUGCUCUUCGAACAGCUGAGCAUUUCAAAAGCACUAUCAAAAUUGGAAUGUAUUCAGAUUUUAGAAGCACACAAUCCUGAGAUUGAAGAAGUUGACAAGAAACUGGAGUAUGAGAUGUCGCAUAAGGAGUCAGCUCAGCAGCAGCAGCAUCUAAUGAGUAGGCAGAGAUGGGCUCCAGAUGGAUUAGGACUUUCAAGUGAAGCUAUGGAAACUAAUGGAGACAGACAGAUGACGCUUCUGCUAAGACAGGCUAUGAAUAAAUGUAGACAGUUUAUAAAUCUGCACCAGCAAAGCUUCAGAGAAGAGCAAGCAAAUUACGUGGUGCUUGAAGAUCUCCUGGAAAAUUUAGAAGCGGAUGCACUUUUGGCACUUUAUAGUCAGGAGCUGCGAUUGGCAGGUUACUUAGCCAAACUGACAAAGGUACCAGUGGGGAUGCUGCACAGGAUCCUGAACUUAUUGCUACCCUCCAGUUCACAAAGUGAGGUUCUUUCUGUCCUUGAUUCCAUCAAUAAAUAUUCACAUGGUAUUGCUGAAAGUGACAGUAAUGCAGAGGAGUCUGGCAGCUGUAGAAAAAGGAAGCAGCAAGGGUUAUGGCAAGCAUUAGAGAGCAAAGUAAGGCAAGAUUUGAUAAACAGAAGUUUGGAAAAGAUGUCUUCUCUAAGCAGAAGAAAAGACAGCUUGAUAAAGAAGACGCAACUUGCCUUCCUGGAAAGAGCAUCAUUCAUUCAUCUUGAAUGUUCGCCUAGACAUAAUCCUAUGGAACAGUCUGGUCCACCUGUUUCUUUGAACAUGGCAACUGCAGAAGCCAUAGAGCUAUUAGACACAGGGGAGAAGGUAUUUUUAUUCCGUGAGCAGAGUGAUCCAGUACUUUCACUUCAUAAUUCUCCAAGGAAGAAGAAAAAGAACUUUCUUAAUUCUAAAAAGGCUGCUCGUGCAAGUAUGAACUAAUGGGGGAGACAUCCAGCCAAUGUAUCAGUUCGGAAGGAGAAAGUUCCUUAAGUCAGAAAAAUGAGACAGAGUGAAGUGUGCAGUUUAAGUAACGCUUGCAUAGUUCUGAUAUCAUUUGCUUGAUGUUGUAAAUAGCUGUAGUUUAGAAUUGGAUUUUGCGUUCCGUCAGUUAGUAAAUGUGCAUUGCACAUGUUGUAAUUCUUGGCAGCAUAUAAGGGAGCCGUAGAUGAAGUAUGGGUACUUUGUGAUGCGCAUUGUGAUGAGCAGGACUCAGUGUUCAUUCAGUUCUUGUUGAUCCUUUUUGCACUGAUUUUACUGUAGCUGUAUUUUCAUAAUUUAUGUAGAAAGGUUAUUUAUUGUAUAAAGUACUAAUUUACUAUUCUUGUAUUUAUAUAUUCUUGUAAUAAGCUGUGGUGUAGCAGGUAACGUGAGGAGAUGGAAUAGACGGUCCACAAUCUCUCUGUUCUCUGAUUUUCUGUUAUUCUAGCUAAUUUACUAUUUAAUAAUGUGCUGUUAAUAGGCUUUCAAUAUUACUUUUGCAGUCUAUGUUCUGAUUAUAGCUGAUAGUCAAGAUCUUCAGCAAAUACAUACGUGCUUAGCCUUACAUCCCAGGGUAACUUCAGCUUUUUUCUAUUGUUGCUAAGCAAAGCUCCAGUAGAACUGCGAGUGUGGAUACAGUUCAAAACUGUCUUAAAAUAUUUGCAACCUGUCUUUUCUUGGUGAAGUAACAGUAUCACACUCACGCAAGAAAAAAGGGAAACAUGUAAAUAGGCUUGUAGUACCUUUAAAAGCUUUUUUCAUUGCAGUGAUGUCAACUCCCACGAUUUUAGGUGGGGUUUUUUUUGAAGUUCUUAUUCAUGGAUUACUUUAAAUUCUUAGAGUAUCAUUUUACAUUAAAGAAAUUAUUUUUAAACCUUUCUAGUUGAGGGGAAGAAGCUUAUAAAUAUGAACAUUGAAAACAGUAACAGCAAAAGUAAAUAAAAGCAACAACUGUAUUUGUUAAUCUUUCAUGAUAUUCAAGCCGAUUUAGAGGUAUUUUGAACUGCUUUUGAACGUCAUGCUUAGAGGGUACUGUGAUCAUGUAUUUUGCAAUUUUUCAUGUAUUGAGUUUCUUUGUAUUAAAAAAUGCCACUUUCAUUUAGAAAAUGAAAAUAGUCUUUUAUAAAGUAUCAUAAUUUACUAGAACCUUGGAGACUGUGAAAUGCUACAGUAAGGCUUCCUCCUGCAUGCAUCAAUAUUUAGGAAAAAGAUCGUGUUGCAUCCAGUGUUACAGGAAAUGUAACUCCUGCUGUUACAGCUGAAUGUAUGGAUAGGCCACAUGAAAAGAGAUGGCCUACAGCACUGUCUUAUGGCAUGGAGAAUGCAACAGUGCAAAAAGUGCCAAAAAUGAAUUUAUAAGGGCUAAUUAGCUGAAGACGUAGAUAGCUCUA